CCAUCCCCAUUUUCCAUUUUCUUCCUCCCAAAAAUAAAAAAAUUACAUCUCUUUCUUCUUUUCUAUCUUUAAAGACUCACUUCAUAGGGAGUGGGUCAAUUUUUUGUGCCAAAAAAAAAAAAAAAACUUUUCCAAUUUAUCUGCCAAAAAAAAAAAAAAAACAACAACCAAAUUCAGCUCAACUGCUUCUCUCUGCCGCCCAUUCCUUUCGUCUUUGCGACCUUGUUCUGUGAAAUCCUUCUAGGGUUAGCGCUUUCGGACGACGUCGUCUCGUGGACGCCAUGGCCGUCUCGACCAGCUUUGCCGGCGCGAAAUUGGAGGCUCUGCUGCUGAAUACGGCGUCGUCCUCGAGGGUUUCCUCGGCUUCUUCUUCUUCCUCGCAGUUGUCGUCUUUCUGCAAGCCGAUUCGGAGCCGGAGAGUCCUAAUUCAGAGGGGCGUCCGCUGCGAGGUCGCCUCCUCCGAUGCCUCGCUUCAGACCGACAAGCUGGCCUCUUCCAAUAUCUCCGCUCUCGAGCAGCUCAAGACCUCCGCUGCCGACAGAUAUACAAAGGAGAGAAGCAGCAUCAUCGUCAUUGGGCUUAGUGUUCAUACUGCACCUGUGGAAAUGCGUGAAAAACUUGCAAUUCCAGAAGCUGAAUGGCCUCGAGCCAUAGGGGAGCUGUGCGGUUUGAAUCAUAUUGAAGAAGCCGCUGUACUAAGCACCUGCAACAGAAUGGAGAUAUAUGUUCUGGCUCUAUCUCAGGAUCGUGGUGUUAAAGAAGUGACAGAAUGGAUGUCAAAGACAAGUGGAAUCCCUGUUUCAGAGAUUUGUGAGCAUCGCUUUUUACGGUUUAACAAAGAUGCUACACAGCAUCUCUUUGAAGUAUCAGCAGGUCUCGAUUCUCUUGUCCUUGGAGAAGGGCAAAUUCUUGCACAGGUCAAACAGGUUGUCAAAGUUGGGCAAGGAGUUGUUGGCUUUGGCAGAAACAUCAGCGGGCUGUUCAAGCAUGCAAUCACCGUGGGAAAGCGGGUUAGAACUGAGACUAACAUCGCUGCAGGAGCAGUUUCUGUGAGCUCUGCUGCUGUUGAACUGGCCUUGAUGAAGCUUCCUGAGUCCUCACACGCAACUGCCCGAGUGUUGGUGAUUGGAGCUGGAAAGAUGGGAAAGCUUGUAAUCAAACACCUGGUAGCAAAAGGUUGUACAAAAAUGGUGGUUGUGAAUAGAAGUGAGGAAAGAGUUGCGGCCAUUCGUGAGGAGAUGAAGGGUGUUGAGAUAAUCUACAAACCCCUUACUGAGAUGCUAAUUUGCGCUGCUGAAGCUGAUGUCAUCUUUACUAGCACAGCAUCAGACACCCCAUUGUUUUUGAAAGAGCAUGUCAAGGACCUUCCUGCUGUUGGUCAAGAAGUCGGGUGUUUGAGGCUUUUCAUUGACAUUUCUGUCCCUAGGAACGUGGGUUCAUGUAUUUCGGAUGUCGAAACUGCACGAGUUUACAAUGUGGAUGAUCUUAAAGAGGUUGUGGCUGCCAAUAAAGAUGAUCGUCUGCGGAAAGCAAUGGAGGCUCAGGCAAUUAUUGCUGAAGAAUCAAAACAAUUUGAAGCUUGGAGGGAUUCUCUGGCGACGGUUCCUACCAUUAAGAAAUUGAGAGCUUAUGCGGAAAGAAUCAGAGCUGCAGAGCUAGAGAAGUGCUUGUCAAAGAUGGGAGAUGAUAUCCCAAAGAAAACAAGAAAAGCGGUCGAUGAUCUUAGCCGAGGUAUUGUGAACAAGCUGCUUCACGGCCCAUUGCAACACUUGAGAUGCGAUGGCAGUGACAGCCGGACCCUGAAUGACACGCUCGAGAACAUGCACGCUCUUAAUAGAAUGUUCAAUCUCGAGGCGGAAAUAUUGGAAGACAAAAUCCGAGCCAAGGUGGAACAAGCCCAGAAGUAAACUUACUAUGAAAAUUUUCUUUUACAAUACGUCUAUAUUACUUUCCUGAUUCCGAAUAAGGGUCAACGUCCUCAUAUUCAUGUUUCAGUGUUUGCGUGGGUUGUAACUAUUAGUGGAAUUGAUUGAAAAAAAGUGUUGGUCCUUUGUAAGGACCUUCCAAUACAUUCGUCGUUGUAAGACACUUUUGCCUAACUCUCAUUUGCCUUUCCUUUAUGUCUACUGCGUGUCGUUCAGUAGCCAUUCGGCUUUGUAGAGAACAAAGUGAGGAAUACCAAGAUGAGCUUAAUCUAUGUACGGAGUUCUCUCUUUUUUCUUUUUUCUUUUCCUCUCUAAAGGUCUGUAUCUUUGGAACUUUUUGUUGUUGUAAUUAAUUCACUGAUAUUAAAACAUUGA
Morus notabilis is the source of this 2300-nucleotide messenger RNA. RefSeq names its product glutamyl-tRNA reductase 1, chloroplastic. Lineage: Eukaryota; Viridiplantae; Streptophyta; Magnoliopsida; Rosales; Moraceae. Bases 282 to 1907 code for a protein of 541 amino acids. Gene Ontology annotation, biological process: tetrapyrrole biosynthetic process. The record is from RefSeq and is a predicted model, not a curated record. Gene Ontology annotation, molecular function: NADP binding; glutamyl-tRNA reductase (NADP+) activity. The transcript has 3 exons.